Xenopus laevis (African clawed frog) is the source of this 1547-nucleotide messenger RNA. RefSeq names its product protein ADM2 (gene adm2.S). The record is from RefSeq and is a predicted model, not a curated record. Gene Ontology annotation, cellular component: extracellular region. Gene Ontology annotation, molecular function: hormone activity. The transcript is spliced from 3 exons. NCBI's taxonomy places the organism in Eukaryota, Metazoa, Chordata, Amphibia, Anura, Pipidae. Gene Ontology annotation, biological process: adenylate cyclase-activating G protein-coupled receptor signaling pathway; regulation of systemic arterial blood pressure; positive regulation of heart rate. Bases 552 to 941 code for a protein of 129 amino acids.
GUGUGGUCGACAAUGCCCGGGUAUUGUAUAUUUAAUUGUAAAGCUGUAUGCAUAUGUCACCAUGGGGUGUCUUGUCAGUAACGGGCAAAAGAAUGUUUGAGUAGACGGGAAACGACUGAAGUAAACACACAAAGUAAUGUUCUUGGUACUUUGAUAGGAAUAAAACGUUACUAGCUGCUACUUUCACACGCCUCUCUCCAGCUGUUAAACGCGGCGCCGCCCCUUAACCGGUAGCCCCGCCCUUUGGCUGAACAGUACCUGUCCAGUUUGCCGACACAGUCAGUGAAGGAGCUGAAUUUGGCAAAGUCAGAGUGUGACAUUUCUCGCUGUGCUCCGUGGGGAGAGAGUCAGGCUCCAUUUCUGCGCUCCGCACACACACCUGCUCCUGUCUCCGGAACCUGCAUUGAAGUGUAGCCAAGCUCCGCGGAUAAGGUGAGCCACCCUGCUGACACUGCAAGACUGCACAUUUGGCACAGCCUCAGGUUCCUGCAAUUACAUUUAUUGCUACUUUCUGUGUCCCCUGCCAUUCGCUGCCAGCUCCAUCUCUUGCAAUGAGGUCUUAUAUUGCAAUGUCACUGAGUUAUAUCGGCCUCUUGUGUGUUCAGCAUCUGCCAGGCUCUGCGCCUCUGCCCUCUGCUCACCUGCUGCUGCUUCCCGCGCCCAGGGAACCCCCUGACAGGGAAAAACGACCAAAGGAAGGGCCCCUGAUAGAGUUGUCACUCUUCACUCCAUCUUUAACUGAGACAAAGCUUGAUCUUAAGACCCUGAAGAGGAAGAAGAGGCACAUUCGUCGUUCUCAUGGAUCUCGUCUCAUGCGUGUGGGCUGUUCCCUGGGGACUUGCCAGGUACAGAUCCUUAAUCAUCGACUUUGGCAGUUGAUGGGACAAUCAGGAAAAGAGGAUUCACCAAUUCAACUCAGCAACCCACACAGUUACGGCUAAAGCACCAGAUAUCACACAAUACCUGAUACAAGAACAUCCAGUGCUUGUUCACCAGAUAGUGUGAAAAACUCAGAAGUUAUAGUAAAUAGACAGCAUUAAAAUCUCAGUGUCUGUCUCAUUCCUCUCCAUAUUUCUGCAUUACUUUAAUUCUGCCUUUAUAAAUUGCCUUUAUGUCUAUUGUGACUUUUAUCCUUGCUGUGUCCUGACUGUUGUUUACCCAAUUCUCAACAUUUUGCAUUAGAUACAAAACAUUUUGGUUCUGCAGAUCAUCCUGUUUUACAUCUAUCAUUGCAUCUACCCAAUGUACACACAAUACUGCAUCAAUAUUGGUUAGCUAUAGCCACCCUGGAUAGCUGCUAAGUUUUCUGGCUAGUUUAGCAGCCUUAGGCCUACUAUAUUUUAUGCAUCUUACAAUAAUGAACCUUGCUUGACAAGCUCACAUUGAACUCAUGUAUUAAACUGCAAUUAUACUGAUCAAUGGUCAGGAUUACUUGUCGAAUUUUUGUCUGGACUUUCCUAUUGGGUAAAAAAAAUACCCUGUUGUAAGAGAGAGAGUCCCAAGUUGAUGUUUGAUAAAGUUAAGCAUAUGUUCUGCUAAUUCCAUGA